Molecule: messenger RNA, 14510 nt
Organism: Marmota monax (woodchuck)
Lineage: Eukaryota; Metazoa; Chordata; Mammalia; Rodentia; Sciuridae
Gene: Lonrf2
Product: LON peptidase N-terminal domain and ring finger 2
Exons: 12
Coding region: 151-2424 (757 amino acids)
Molecular function (GO): protein binding
Source: RefSeq, a predicted model, not a curated record
GUCGCCUCGGCUCCUAGCGCGCCGCCCCCAGACGCGACUGGCUGGUGGCGAAGACGGCGGCCGCGCUCCUGCCGCCCUGCUCCGGGCAGCCGAGCAUCCUUCCUGCUGCGAGUCUUCCCUCUGGGUUCGCGUCACCGAAGACCCGCGGCUAUGAGCCCCGAGCCGGUGCCCCCGCCGCCGCCCCCCAAGUGUCCCCGCUGCGACUGCGGGGAGCCCUUCGCCCAGCAGUUAGAGAAGGGCGACAAGGCCUUCCGCGCGGGAGAGUACGAGAUGGCAGCCGAGCUCUUCCGCUCCAUGCUGGCCGGCCUGGCGCAGCCGGACCGCGGCCUGUGCCUGCGGCUGGGCAACGCGCUGGCCCGCGCCGGCCGCCUCCCCGAGGCCCUGGGCGCGUUCCGCGGAGCCGCGAGGCUCGGGGCGAUGCGGCCUGAGGAGCUGGGGGAGCUGGCGGGUGGCCUAGCGCGCGCCCUGGGCCAGCGCGAGUGGCGGCAGUCUCCCCCGGGCCGCGCGACCGAGGCGCAAGGCGAGGGACAGCAGUCCUCGACGCCCAUCGCGCCCCGCGACCUGCUCGGCUGCCCGCGCUGCCGAAGGCUGCUGCACAAGCCGGUGACCCUGCCGUGCGGGCUCACGGUCUGCAAGCGCUGCGUGGAGUGUGGGCCCGCGCGGCCGCAGGCGCGGCGCGUCAACGUGGUGCUGAGCUGCGUGCUGGAGAAGUGCUUCCCCUCCGAGUGCCUGCUGCGCAAGCUGGCUAGCCAGGCGCGGACCCUGCAGCGCCAGCAGCAGCCUGAGGCCGCUCUGCUCAGGUGCGACCAGGCCCUGGAUCUGGCUCCUGAUGAUACCUCAUUAUUGCUGCUGCGAGCAGAUUUGCAUUUAACCAUGAGGAACUAUGAGCAGGCCCUGCAGGAUUCUGGGAUAGUUUGUCAGAAGGAACCUCUCUUGACUAAGGGGCACCACAUAAAAGCUCAGGCUCUUUGUGCACUGGGAAGAAGUGAGGAAGUGUUGAAGGAAUAUCUCUACUGCCUUGCUUUAAAUCCUGAUUGUAGCACAAUGAAGAAAGAGGCACAGAAGGCAGUGUGUGAGGUGUUUUUUCCACCUUCAGAAAACGUACGUCAGCACACCAAGGCUUGCAUCCAAAGCAGAGCAAAGGCUCAGUGUCGUGGCCGGAAAAACAAGCCGCUGCCACCACAGUCCGCAGAAGGUGGUAACUCAGGGAGUCCUGAGAAUGCAUCUGAGAAAACUGAUGUAUUUCGAAAUGCCAAUUCUUCGGUCUUGUAUUUUAUACUGGGUCUACACUUUGAAGAGGACAAGAAAACAUUAGAAAGCUUACUGCCAGAGAAACCCAGCACGGGCUUAAAGAGACAGCAUCCGGAUGAUACGGAGGAUGCCCGUGAACUUAGUGCCCCUGGAAAAAUUCCUAAGAAAGAUGCAGAUGCCUCACCUGAAAAGAAUGUGAACUCUAAGACAGGAGAAGGUCCAGAGCUCCCGAUUGAUGUGACUGACUUUGAGUGUGCCCUUUGCAUGAGGUUGCUCUUUGAGCCUGUCACCACGCCCUGUGGACAUACAUUCUGCCUCAAAUGCCUGGAGCGCUGCCUUGACCAUGCCCCACACUGUCCGCUGUGCAAGGACAAGCUUUCGGAAUUGUUGGCAAGCAGAAAUUUUAAUAUAACUAUUCUGGCUGAAGAAUUAAUAUUCCAAUAUUUAUCGGAUGAAUUGACGGAUAGGAAGAGGAUUUAUGAUGAAGAAAUGUUGGAACUAUCACAUCUGACCAGGGACGUGCCCAUCUUCGUGUGUGCCAUGGCCUUCCCCACGGUCCCCUGCCCGCUCCAUGUCUUUGAGCCCCGCUAUCGGCUUAUGAUAAGAAGAUGUAUGGAAACUGGCACCAAACGAUUCGGCAUGUGUCUGUCUGCUGAGCAUGCCGGGAUUUCCGAGUACGGCUGUAUGCUGGAGAUCAAGGAGGUCAGAACCUUUCCUGAUGGAAGCUCCGUUGUGGAUGCCAUCGGAAUCAGUCGGUUCCGAGUAUUAAGCCACCGUCACAGAGAUGGCUACAACACAGCAGACAUUGAAUACCUGGAAGAUGAAAAGGUGGAAGGUCCAGAGUACGAGGAACUGGCUGCUCUUCAUGAUUCUGUUUACCAACAGUCAGUGUCCUGGUUCGCAUCUCUUCAGGACCACAUGAAAGAACAGAUCCUAAGUCAUUUUGGGUUAAUGCCUGACAGGGAACCUGAGCCUCAGAGCAAUCCUAGUGGUCCUGCCUGGUCCUGGUGGAUCCUGGCAGUGCUGCCGCUGGAGCGCAAGGCUCAGCUAGCCAUCCUCGGCAUGACCUCCCUGAAGGAGCGCCUGCUUGCCAUUCGGCGAAUAUUAGUCAUCAUCACACGUAAGAUGAAUAGUCGCCAAGAGGUGGUUAAUAACAGGGAAAGAAAUAAUUGAUUUUCUCUCUGCGUUGAGGUUUCUGGAAUUCCCUGUACUUCUGUGAAUGCUGGGAAUGGACGAGCACCCAUCCCCGCCACUGCGCUUUGUAAAAUGCUUGUCGAUAAGGUUGCCAAAUGGAACUCUUGCCAAACGCUGACUCCUGCUCACUAGUUGCAAGUCUGUGCCUGGUGGAAUCUGACCCAGUACACAGUGAGCCUGAAAUUUACAUGGCGCCCGUGGUUGGAAAACCACCUCAGAAAGUCUCUUUGAAGCCAAUGUUUCAGGAAUGCAGUUCACUGAUAACACAGGGCACCGCGUACGACUCACAGGAAGCAAAGGUUUCACAAGGAUGGAGGACUCCAUUCCUGAGGAGUAUCUGGCUCUGCCAGAUGGAUCGAAACAUGUCAGUGACCACAGACAGCCGUGGGGGGUGGGGGAUUGUGUUUUAAUCUGGAAACAGAUUACUAGAGCACAGGCUAACCAAAAAAUGCGCUUAGGCUUUGUGUGUCCCUGUGAACUUAUCUGUGAAAUUAAGGAAUCAAACCAUUGUCCAGUGCAGUAGCCAAAAUUAGUCCUUCCCCGAGAAGUAGCAGUUUUGGAUAGAACUGUGUUUCACGUCUUGCUGUAGUCCCAGGUGUCGUAAACUGCAUGUUGCAAUCCAUUUAAUGUGAAAAUACAAGAUGUAUCUCGGAUAUAGAAAAGUCUGAUAAUAAUCUAGUUAAUUUGAGGCUAUAUAUUUAUACACACUCAAUGAACAGUAAGCAAGAGUAAGUUUAAACUGUAUGUGUGUUGGGAUGUCAGACAUACCGCCAAAGUAGGUCAGAGAGCCCUUGCAAGCAGAGCCCUGUCUCAUUGAUUUAAUGGAUGCUAAGCAUUUAGGAGACAGUCCACUUCUCUACUAGGCUUUGCAUUACCAGUUAGGCCCAUCAGUAAAUUUCAAUUUACUCUCCAUCCACUAAUAUAUGACGAUGUUAAAAAAUUGCCAUGCCGUGGUAAUCUGCCUGUUCGAGGGAAAUCAACCAGAAUGUACAAGGAAAAAGAGACUGGCAUGGGAUGUCAGUGUUCAGCAAAUUUUUCUCCAACGUCAACCUAAAUUCUUAUUAUAUCGGUUUUAUGUUUAUCAGACCAAACAUUAUUUAUCAGAAAACAAUAGGUAUACCUUGGUUAAUGCACGUGGUAAUAUUGACAGGGAUAACUAUUUGGGGUACCCAGAUGUUCCCGCUGUUCUACCCAGCUGGUGCAGAUAACUGGCUUCCUAGAUUGUGAGGCACACGUUCUUAAUCGAAGGAUGAUGAAAACUAAUGAGCAAAUGACAGCUACAAGUUCUGCCUCAUUCAUUCAGAGUAUUCAAUUGUUUUAGUUUUAAGAAAUUUUUCAUAAUACAAAAAUUUUUAUCACAUCAUCAGUUAUUUCACUAGCAGGACAUUAUACUCAUUGAUUUUUUUAUUGUAGGACUUUUCAGUAACUACAAUUGCUUCAUUAUGGGAGUUAGAAAAUACUAGACUCAUUCAACUUAAUUAUAAGGAGAAAGUAUUCCCUAAUCUGACCACUUAAAUAAAAAAAAAACUGAUUGACAUGCCAGGAAGCCUUUAGUGGAAGUGAUUCAUGAAAAUUAAUAGGUAUCAACCAUUGUCUGUCUCUUUUUGAAAAAAAAAAAAUUCAUACCUUUGUUAAGGAUUCUUUUGCUCAAUUCAGAUGGAAAUUGGAAAAAGGCAAAGGGCCACUCCCUUAGUUCUAGCGCUCCAACAUCCAGGUGCCAGUGACUCUCUGCUCUUGAUGUUGACGCUCCAGGCUUUGAGUGCCAGUGACUCUUAGCUUUUAGUGUUAUGGCUCUGAGCUUCGGGUGCCAGUAGCUCUCAGCAGUUAGUGUGAUAACUCUGAGCUUCGAGUGCCUGUGGCUCUCGUAUCUCAGAGUAAACCUGUUCCCUGAGUGCCCCUGCUUCCCAACAGCUGGCAUUAACAGCUCUUCUAGCUGCUGCUGGAAACUCCUCAGCAGCCAGAGCUAGCAGCUCUCCCAGUGUGGGGCUAGCGGCUCCCUACAGUCUCCCAUGGCUCUCUGCUCUCAGCCUUUGUCUGGAGCUUGUCAGCAGUGAUCUGCCUGUGAGGCGUUCUCAAGGCUAGCAGCCCUGGUUACCAGCUCUUACUGUGACCAGCUCAGCCCACUAUACCCAAGAUAGAAAUCAUCUAAAUAAGUCUUUAUUGGGGCUUAUGCUGCAGCACAGCAGGCAGAGUGGUGAAUGGAAGUCCCAGACUGUCCUGAUAAGACUGAGAAAAGUGCUGCUUAUGUAGCAAAAAAAAAAAAAAAACCGAUGCCCACAUGUCCACAGUCUCCUGCCUACUAACCUAACCAGACUUUCUUCAGUCCUGCCAGUCUGCAUAGUUGUACUGGCCCAGCUGUCAUGGGGGAGUGGUGCUCCUCAAGGACCAGAGUGAGGACAUCUGAAGAGUAGGCAGAGAUGUCUGGGGUGGUUCAAGGAUGUCCAAGGCUGCCCCAACCAGAGCAGUCUCCUGGAGCCAUGGAGGCCUCUGGAGCAGCCGUCGCUAUCGAGACAGCUCUGUUGGACUGUCAGAGAAGCAGCCACCUGAUUGACAGUUCCUGCAGUUUCCAUGGUAACCAUAACAGCUGCAUGACAGCUGCAGGAGUGCAGAAGUAGCAGCAGCAGCAGGUGGGUUGGGCUUCAGUUGCUGUCAUGAUGACAGGCAGCCAGGCUGCCAAAGUCGGAGCCCUCUGACUGACAGCCUUUGUCAUUCUGAGGAUGCAGUAGGGCUAAGAUUGCUGACACUUUCGAUGGCACUUUAGGAGCAGUAGCAGUGUCAGUCACAGCCCAUCCAAACUCAGAUGCCCCAAGGACAAUAGCAAUAGUCCCGAUCUGACCCCAGUCUCUGCCCGGUCUGGGGUGGUUGUCUUGUUGUGCUGCAGCAGGGAGGGGCAUGACGGCUGUCAGUCAGCCCAGCAGCCAGCCACUGGUGUCUGUCAGUUCCCACCAGCCCCGGGCAGCAUCAGUAUCAAAAACGGAAAGAAACAGCAGAAAAGAAAUUCUCUUUGGGGAACUUUGGUCCUCCUUUCUGUCUCACCUCAAUCCUGUGUCAGAAGAGUCAUCACUGCUAUUUCCACUUGGAAGUUUCUAAGUAACCACAGAAUGACCACCGUUUCCCCCGCAGCCUUUCUAACCCAAAGUCUCUGUACUGCUAUAGCCUUUGGAAGCUCCUGCUUGCUCCUCCUCACUUGCUGAAUGUCAUACUGAGCCAGUGCAAGGAGUCAGAACUGUCUGCCUCCGUCUGAACAGUGUUCUCAUGUGAGCGCCCUCCCGGCAGUGGUGACGCAGAUGACAGCAACACACGUCCCUGUCUGCUGACACCAAAGGAGACUGAGUGUGAGCACCCCACAGUGCUUCUCCAGCAUCAGUCCUCCACACGGUGCCCAGUAGGCAGAGAUGGGUCCUCACCCAGCCCUCCUAUGAUGGUGUCCAGGAAAUUGAACCAGGAUAUCUGUGUCCCCUGGUCACAUUAUAAAGGAAGCAUCUUUUACAAACAUAAAAAAGAGGCCCAACUCCACUUUGCUACAGAUCUAGCUCAGAGCAGCACAGUCUGCUUCCUCCUCCCCAGCCUUCUUCUUCUUUUCUGUCAGGAAAAUGUCACUUUUAAGGAUUUCUCAGAAGAUAAUGUGAACUCUCAGCACAAGUGAGGGCUUUUCAGUUUAAUUUUGUGGAAAGCAUUCCAGCCCUGGUGCUCUCCUCACACCAGGAUAAAAGCAAACAGGAGAAGUACCAGUGUGGGGAGUCACCUUCUUCCGGAGAUGCUGCGCACUCUAUUAGGUAUUUUCCCAUUUGUUCCCCUGAGAACCCUGACUCAUAGUGCCAUACCUGCCUGUCCUUGAGCUGCAGCUAGGAUGCGAAGAGGCAGGCCCGAGAUGUUUGUAGCAUAUCCCAUCCCCUGGGCCUCUCCAUCUUCGACAGGGAAAGGAUAGUCCCAAAAGUUCCAAAUGAAGAUUUUUACAAAUUAAGAUUCUUUUCAUGAGCCACAGUGAUUUUUUUUUUUUUAGAGAGAGAGAGAGAGAGAAUUUUUUAAUAUUUAUUUUUUAGUUUUCGGCAGACACAACAUCUUUAUUUAUACAUGCUGCUGAGGAUCGAACUCAGCGCCACGCGCAUGCCAGGCGAGCGUGCUACUGCUUGAGCCACAUCCCCAGCCCGCCACAGUGAUUUUUUUAACCAGUUCCCAUGUGAAAUUCUACAGUGUUAUCCCGUUUGUAUAAUCAUAAAUGUGUCCCUUUUUUCUCACAAAUGGCCUUACCCCCAAAACCACCAACAUGAUAAAUUGUAACUCAGCAAUUAUAUUUUCAAUCAGAAUGGUCUAGUACUUGACCUAGCUAUAUUACAUAGGAUUUUUUAUAUUUUUAAAUGUUGCUUUUUCAUGGUACCUGUUUCUUAUUCUUUUUUCCCCCAUCACUUAAAUUACUUGGGAAAACAUCACUCUUUAAAAUUUAGAUGCUAUGUUAGUUCACUUUCCAUCACUGUGACAAAACAGCUGACAAAAUUCAACUUACAGGAGGAAAAAAUUAUUUGGGCUCAUGGUUUCAGAUGUUUCAGCCUGUGAUCUCCCGGCCCCAUUGCUUUGGGCCUCGUGCCAAGUAGAACAUCACUGCAGAGUGUGUGGCAGAGGAAACUUAUUCACCUCAUGGUGGCCAGAAGGCAGAGAGAGAAAGGAGCACCCUCCAGUAUCUCCUCCAAGGCCUCACCCCAGUGACCUAACUUCCUCCCAUUAGGCUCCGCCUUCCACAGGUUUCACUGCCUCCCAGUAGAGCCGCGGGGCUGGUGACCUAGUUCAGCACACAGCCUGUGGGGUUCACCAAAGAUCCAGAACCACAAGAGAUUCUAUCAAAUAAGGAAACAAGAAAUGUGAAAGAUAGGAGAAAGAGAGAUCAUGACAAGUUAGAAAAGAUGAUAAGUGUGAGAGAUUCUUUUUUGUUGAAGCCAUGAGUUUGUUUUUCCCAAAUGUGGCUACAGGGUGGGGCAGGGAGGUCCCCAUCUCCCAUUUGUUAGCUUGGGCAGCAGAGGCAGGCAGCAGAGGGAGCUCUUUGUCUCUCCACUAUCCCUGAUUGAAGGCCCUGUCCUGAUACCAUGGCUCAUCAGAACCCAGUUCCCACAAGAGCCAACCCGAAUGUGCAGGGUGAGUGGUGGGCGCCACCUUAUAGGAAGACACCUGCAUCCUGAGGCGUCGCCUCCUGUCUGCUGGGGAGGGACACUGCAUGCUGAGCUCAGACCUUGACUCCCGGGAGGAGGCCUUUUUGCCUGUACAACUCCUCACCUAACUUCACCUUGACUUUCACUUCUAAAUCCUGUAAGAUAGCCUCUUAGGUUCCUGGAUCAAUGAGUCUGUGGCAGUCGUGCAAGAAGAUGAAGAAAGUCUGUGCACUCCACUGAGUUGGGGAUGUUGGCCCCGAGUCAGUCCCAGAGUGUUUUCCAGGGCCUCAGCCGAGCCUGGCAAGCCAGCAGUCCACCACAGAGCUGUGUCCCCAGCCCCAAGUCCAAAUUUAUAAAGGUGACCCGAAUGACAGCGCAAAGAGGGGAGCUCCAGUGGAAGAGAAGCUUCGUGUCCGGUUUCCGCGGGAAAGAGAGGCAGAACGCGCCCCCAGGGCCAAUCAGGGAAGCACUCAGGCAGAACGGGAGUGGUGGGAAAGUACAGCCCCCGUCCCUCGUGGGCCCUUGAAUGUUUUCUGCAGGAAACACAAGGCUGGGCAAGGGAAGCGGCUUGCAUUGCUUCAACUCAGUUGUGCCCUGGGCUCUGGCUACAAGGGCGCUCUCUAGUUGUCUGAUAGCUGACCCCUAGUGAUUAGGGCAGGGGACAUUCUCUCCUUUGGUAUAAGGGCCAGAUAGAGGAGGUGGAUUGGUUAGUCUGCCUGUGGAAAGCAUGCUCCCAGGCCACUCUUCCUGUGUCUAGGAAUUAGCCAGCCUUGGGAGGGGCAAUUUCUUAGAAGUUAGUUAAGCCCCAAGGAUGUCAAACAUAAAAAUUAGAAAAGGGGUGAUUAGUACAAGCUCACACUAGCAUUUCUGGAUUGAGCUUUUACACUCAAAAUGACUUAAUACACUUCUCUGCAGAAGGGUAUUAAGGAAACUGACAGGAGUUAAACUUAACCUAAGUUUGAGCAAGAAAUAGGUUCUAGAACCAUGGAGCACUCCAGAUCCAAAAUGGUUUAGAAUGCCGUCCACCCCCAAGGUCAUGAGCUGUGUUUAUAGUGGGAAAAACAGGAAAUGUCAUACGGAGAUUAGUUGAUUGGUACAGUUCGGCAUUUGCUUUAUUUGGGCAUAAUCUGGGAGACUUUAGUGUGGGAUUGGCUGAGGGAACAGCUGCUAUAAUUGGCCGAUGCUCAGUUGCUUGGUUACCAGGGGUAUACACUUAGAUUACAACUUGCUUGCACAUCAAGCUAGGUUGUAGUUCAUUUUAUAGAGGCUGCCCUAUGUCUGAUUUUAUCACCCAGGUAAGAAGGCCAGUUUAGUCCAAUUUAGUUCAAUUUUAAUAAUUCUUCCUUGGGGUCAUCCUCUCAGACUGACCAUAGGCGUGGGCCAUGACACCAUCUUUAGCAACCAUCAUAAUGAAUCUGCUUGUUCUUGGUUCAGAAUUUAUAUUUCAUAAUGUCACAUGAGUUGGAUGACUUUUGUGUUUUACAUUUUUGACAUUCUGACUGCAGUGAGACCAUUUGAUUUAGCAAGGACAGUUGCAUCCAGGUAUUUAAGGCUUCUGAGUAAGUAUUACACAAUACACAGGGCCAAGAAACUGGUCAGAAGGCAGGAGUGAGCCAGGGCAAACAGCAAGACCCAAACCAGUGAGCAGGCAUGACAGAAUAAAUGAGCUCUCCACACUCCAUGAAGGACCCCCAGGAGCUGGAAAUGAGGGCCAUCUGGUGGUGUUUGAACAUACGUCAGUUCUCUCACCUGUAAGUCUGCAUGGCUCCUAUUCCAGGUAUACUGGAAAAUUUGCUCUUAGUGCACCGUGUUUACCUGUUGUAAGGAUGCAUAACCAUACUUAUUGUCAGGGGUCCUUCUUGGUUGUUUAUCAGUAACCUCAUAUGAGCGGUCACUCCUACCCACACAGACAGCUACCAGAACAUGUUACCUGGAGCACAGAACACCUUGUGUCGGCCUCCCCUGGACAGGUUUUCCAUAUGUAGCGACUGCCAGGCUAUGGAUUGGAGAGAUCAGUGAGCCUAGGAAGCAAGUAGUGAUAUUUAAAAUAUCCGGGGUAGCCUUCCACUCUUCCUUUGUGUUUCAGGGUAUUUCUCAAUGGGAGCAUGAGAAAGGUACUAGCAUUAAUGAAAGGGUUUACUCAUCUUUUUGGCAUUAGCCCACAGUCUCAACAGUCACCCUUUCUUUCUUUUUAUUUUUUACUUAUUUAUUUUUUGCAGUGCUGGGAUGGAACCCAGGCUGUGCAGGCCAAGCCAGUGCUCUACCACUGAGCCACCCCCCGCCCUCAUUCUGGCUUCUUGCUAAAGCGUAAGCCUUUGCUGAAGCCAUUGACAGAUGAUCAUUCUGCACUUCUUUCCCUAUUUGGGGUGGGGUGGGGAGUAAUUAGCCAGAAACAGAAAAAAGAAAAGAGGUAAGGCCUUUGUUGUAACAGAGAAGUUUUGAUCCAGGAUCUUGGAAAGCUUAAGAUGCUAUUUUCAGGAAGAAAUUCCUUGAUUAGCUUUACCUUUAACAUCUCCACCACAUGUGCAGUUCCAGGAGUAUGAAGGGGCCCUUUUAAGUUUUGAAGUAUGGGCGGAGGAUUUGAGGUCCCAGAACUUUAAUGUAGCUGGGGAGGAUUUGGUAGGAUCCCUCCUGUGAAGUUGAAGGGAAGUGUUUGUGUCAUUUCCAAAAGCCCUGGUUUCCAGUUUGUAACUUGUGAGAGGUUUGCUUGUCAUCGGCUGAUGGUCACAAGAAGCUGCUUUUACCUGGUGACCCUUUGCGGCUCUAUUGUUAAGGGCCUGAGGCCACCCAGGAGCUAUUUUGUAAGGGUGGGCCUUUGUUUUCCGUGUCAGUGGACCUGAUUGCCAUGACUUUGAAUCAGUGGGCACUUCAAACAGAAAGAUGGGAGCAUUUGGAACUGCAGGAAACACAGACAUCAUGAUUGUAUUAAUUGCUCACAGAUCUGGAACAAAUCUCCAACCUCAUCCAUUUGAUUUCUUCCCUGAGAGGAGUGGGGUCUUACCAGAAUCAUGUGUCCCUGUUUAAUGAAGCCUUCUACAACUGAUGAGCUCCAUUAGAUGUUAGGGAAAUUUAGGUGAAGGUUUAGAAUGACCUAUUUGGACUUUUAGAGCUCCACACUUUCAAUCCUUCCAGUAGCAGAAGAAGCCAUUAAACAUCCAGGGCUUUUAGAAAGGUCAAGGGUACUAUAGGCCUGAGCUCCAGCCAAAUCAAGUUCUGCCUGUAGGGAGCAUGGGGGUUCUAGUUCCUGGGCACUGGGAAACAAACUCCUAAGAUUCUUCCUCCCUCCCAAGAGAAUUUUAUGUGUCCCUUUAGUUUGGAGAGUGAGUCUGGCCCCAGCAAGUUCACUUGAGCCAGCCAACAGAUAUAAUGUUACUUUUUUUUUUUUUUUUUAAUCUAAAGAGGCCCCAUUGUCAAUUAGAGUGUCAGCUGUGGGACCCUCUUGUACUGAGUUGAAACCUCACCACAGAGAUGACCUUUUUUACUCCAAGGGGUUUGUCGAUUUGAUUUUCUUUUUUUUAAGAGAGAGAGAAUUUUUUAAUAUUUAUUUUUUUAGUUUUCGUUGGACACAACAUCUUUAUUUUAUCUUUAUGUGGUGCUGAGGAUCGAACCCAGCGCGCCGCACAUGCCAGGCGAGAGCGCUACUGAUUGAGCCACGUCCCCAGCCCCAUGGGUUUGUUGAUUUUUUCAAGUGGAGUUUAUGUUGGGUUCCCUAUUUUUUUCUCCUUGUUUGGUCAGGAUGAUUGCAGGGAGCAAUUUACUGGAAAACCCUUUAGAGAACCAUCAGUGUUGAUUAUUAUUAUUAUUCCUCUAAUGGGAAAACAGUCUGGCCCCAGAGAAAGAAACGUUUAUUGUUAGGUUGACAUAAAAGUGAACAAGUUCUCCCCCAGUGUCCUGGUUGUUUGCAAUGGAGGCAGACACCUUAGAGGUACAGAACCCUCGUUCUAGAUUUCAGAGAAGGACGGGGAAGCCACUUUGGUCUGGGUCCCUGCCGUUGUUGGAGUUGGAGUUUGUGUAAGUUUGUUAGCCUGUGGGGGGUUCAGGUCCUCAGCUGCUCAGGGCAGUCUACCCUCAGCCCUUUCUCUUUUUUUUUAAGACAGGGUCUCACUAUGUUGGCCUCCAGGAUCAUCUUGCCUCAGCCUGCUGAGUAGCUGGCACUAGAAGCAUGCAAUACCACCGCGCUCCACCUUGUUUCUUAACCAGACUGCCAAGUUCAUGACCAGGUCCAUUUAUAAAGAAAGCAGUCCAUGCCUUUUGGUGCCUGCAAGAAAUAUCCCUUGAAUUCUGAGCCCAGGAUGCUUCACGGCGUUCCUGGGUGAGCUCCGUAAUCUGAAACUGAUUCAUCCUUCUUUUUCCUACAGGAUUAUAUAAUGGAGCAAUUUGUUUUCUGUGGGGAAACUUCAGGAAUCGAAUUUAAAACUCUUUCAGUCAUUUUCGUAGCUCCCCUUGGUCUGACCUUGAAGGGUCUUCUUCUCAGCCAGCUUUGGUUUUUGCUUCUAUCAUCCAUUUUUAAGCUUCUCCGGGUUCCAGUGUGUGAAUAGAUUGGUCAAGGUCAGGAAGUCUUGAGCCCUAAGCUCAUAACAAGGGUCCUAAAUUCCUUGAUAAGUUUUUGAGGAUCUUCUUUUGGACUUGAGAAGUCGCUUACAACGGCCGGCUGUAUACUUAGACCGUGGAGUAAAAGCAGUUCAGACGGGCAGGUUUGGCCCCCAGCUCUCCCUUUAUAAGGCAUCUGUUUGACUUUCGCUUUUUUAUUGUCCUCAAGGGGAAGGGACAAGUGGGCUUUUAAAAAGGGCUGAUGGAAUAGUGGACUCAGUAUCUAGGCAAAGACCCGUGGCGGAUGGGCUUAGUUCAAGGUAGUCCCCUUUCACCCUGCCCUUGGUCUGCUGCUGAAGCUUUCCAUUUGCUUUCUCCAAAGAAUCUUUUCAGGAGGUUUUGUUGUUGUUGUUGUUGUUGUUGUUGUUGUUGUUUUAAUUCAUUCAGUCUUUUCGAUGCCUCUGUGCCAAUUAAAGAACACAUUCCACUGUUUGGGGGUGAUUUUCUUGUUUUUCUAAUAUGUGUGGCAAGUAAACAAUUUUGUCCAAAUGGAAACUUCCAGAAUGUGGCCACUGUUUCCUAGUGAGGCUAAGCUCUUUUCCCCCAAAUGUGCAUGUGCACGCCCAUAAUUCUGACUCACGAACCUAGCCAACGUCAUCCAAAUCAAAACAAUCAAAAUUGAAGAUCAAGAACCCCAUCUUGUGGCCUCCAACCUAUCCAGUCCUGUACCUUCUGUCUGACCUACUCAGACACCUGAGGCCUCUUCUCUGAGUCCAGUUCGGUAAUAAUGAGAAAGAAAAGGGGGGAAGAGGUUGCACAGGUAAAUUUGGAGAGCUCAGGUCGUGAAGUGAUUGGAGCUCAAGAUCCAAGGAGGAAAGUGCCCAGGAGCUGCGGUGUGGGGUGGCGGGGCUCCGUGGGCCCUGGCCCGUCUCCCACUUUAGUUAUUUUUUCUCCACAACAGCACCACUGUGUAAAUAAAAAACUGAUAGGAAUUCAGUGUAACCACUUAUUUGACCAAGAAGUAGGUUCCAGAGCCAAGCCGCCUUCCAGACCCAAGGUGAGCCAGAAGGUCUCCCUCCCUCCCCGCACCCCAACGCAUGUACUUCAACCAGAAAAGCAGGAAAUGGCUGCAGAGAUCACCAGACUGGUGCAGUUCAGGGUUUGCCUUACUUGGCAAUACAGUCACCUGACGCUUCUGGGGCUACAUUCUGGGAUAGGUCCUUAGGUGAUUCUGUCUCAGCGUGAACACAUAUGGCGUACUUACACAAACCGAGACAGUGACAGUGUCACCAGGCAGUAUAAUCUCAUAGCAGCACCGUAUCAUAACUGCCCACAUCCAGCCCCUGACUCAUUUGGCAGCCUUCAGCCUGGGAUGGCCUGAGCCUCUUCCACCUUGAUGGGCUCCGGCUGUUGCUUGGUUACCAAGGCGCACUCUUAGGGUGGGUUGCAUCUUGCUCUUGCCUGGGUUGCAGUUCAUCAUGUUUUAUCACCCAAAUAUAGAGGCUGGUUUAGGCCAAAUUUAAUUCAUUUUAACUGGGCCCGGCCUAGGUCUGCAGGCAGACCACGUUUUAUCCCAGAAGCUCAUCAGCACAAACGCUGUCAGUCAUCAGAGCAGGCAGGGUCCAGGAGAGCCAUGGGAGAGUCCCCACAUUGUGACAGCCCCCCAGGAAGAGAGACUGGGCCUGAAUAACAGCAGGGAACACUAAGGGCAUUUGCUGUCUUAGGCUGCGUUGGGAAAUUUGACCCUGAAGGAAGGAGGCAUCGACAACCCAGAUCACCUCUUGGUUUCCAGGGAUGAUUUUUUGAAAAGUGCAUCCAGGUUGUCAUCGUUGACCAUGUUGUUUUAACUUUAAGGGUUCUGUUAAAUUUUUUACUGUGGACAGUUUGAUCAGUGACACUUUAUCUCUCAUACUGCUUUACCUCCACCACCACCAUUUUCCACUGGAAAAAUAAAUAAAUAAACAGACAGUGAAGAGGUUGGGAAGCUCCUUCCAUGCCAGUGGAGGAUGGUGUCCUUAGCAAGUUAAUUUUGUAGUUGUGAAAUUAUUUUACCAAUUAAGAAUUUGUCGUGUAUUGUUUUUUCUUUUAGAGCAGAUUUGAACAAAUAAGUCCAUGUAGAUGAACUUAAAAAUCAUGAUUUUAUCUGUUUAGAGAUAGGCAGUGUGUUACCACGUUCAGCUGAUACAGAUGAUCCACCUGGCCUUUUGUUAUCCUAAGUUUAAGUCAGGGUUGAACGAUGUUAUAACAGUAUCUGGCAUUUGUUGCUUAAGUGAGGCCAAAUUUAAAUGUUGCGUGAUUUACUUCAUUGUAUUCUCGUACUGUUCCUUUUACUUCAACGGAACUGUAUAUCCAACAUGUGAUAUUUGGAGUAAAUAAAACUUACAGUGUUGUAAA